Messenger RNA from Camellia sinensis, 390 nucleotides. The record is from RefSeq and is a predicted model, not a curated record. NCBI's taxonomy places the organism in Eukaryota, Viridiplantae, Streptophyta, Magnoliopsida, Ericales, Theaceae.
AUGUGGGAUAACGUGGCCAAGUUAACUACUCAACUUGGCAUUAUUGUGCGGAAUGGUAACAUUGUUCCUCUUACUUUUCUUGACUGGAACAAUGUGCCUGAUGAUAUUGUUGAUGCUAUCUGGAAGGAUGUGAAGGACAAUUUGAAUAUAUGUCCAGAGGAGUACAAGCCAAUCUGCAUGAAAAACUGCAACAGCAUAUGGAAGGAUCACAAGAACAAGCUUAAGGCUAAAUAUUUCAAGCCUAGAAGCUCUGAUCCUAAUCUGAAGGAUGAUGUUCCUAUGAACAUUGUACCAAGCCAAUGGGAACAAUUUGUGAAGUAUUGGCGUACUUCCGAUACAUGGAUAUUGUCGCACAUACGGGAGAAUUGUGCCUCGGAGAGCAAUGUAUAA